AUGUUGUUUUCUAUAGUGUUUUUAUCUAUUUUAUCUAUAAUCUAUGGUAAAAAUGAAAAUCAACAAAUAAUUAAUAUACAUAUUAAUGAAGAAUUACCAUUAUCAACAAUACUUUUUAUAACAACAAAUAAUAUAACAUAUCGUUUAUUAGAUUCAGGUCGAAAUCAAAAUUCUUUUGUAUAUUAUAAUAUAUCAAAUGGUCAUAUUUCAUUAUUACAUUCACUUGAUCGAGAAUAUUUAUGUUUAGAACAUAUAUGUUCAUGUAAGAAAUGUCAAUUAAUUAUUGAAUUAAUUGAAUGGCAAAUACCAUAUCGUCUUUUAAAACUUAUUUUAAAUGUUGAUGAUAUUAAUGAUCAUAUACCAAAAUUUCCUUUUGAUAAUUAUCAUUUAAAUAUUAUUGAAAAUGUUCCAAUUGGAUUUGAAUUAUCAAUAGAAUCAGCUUAUGAUAGUGAUUUAGGUGAAAAUAGUCGAAUUCAUUAUGAACUUAAAAAUCAUAAUGAUGGACCAUUUGAAUUAAUUACAAAAAUUAAUGGAGGAUUAGCAUUAAAAGUUAUCAAAGAAAUUGAUCGAGAAAAACAAGAUUCUUAUCAAUAUGAAUUAAUUGCUUUUGAUCAUGGAAAACCAAAAAAACAAAGUUCAACAAAAUUAUUUAUUCAAGUCAAUGAUACGAAUGAUAAUCCAGUUCUUCUUUCUAAAACAUAUAUUCAACUUCAUAUUAGUGAGAAUACACCUGUAGGAACUGAAUUAACAUAUAUUAAUGCAACCGAUAAUGAUAUUGGACUUAAUGGAAAAAUUCAUUAUUCAAUUAGUAAUGGUUUUCCAUCUUCUAGUUGGAGAGAUUAUUUUCGUAUUGGAAAUUCUACUGGAAUAUUAAUUCUUAUUAAUCCACUUGAUUAUGAAUCUGAACAAUCUUAUCGAUUAAUUAUUCAAGUUCGAGAUCGUGGUGAAAAUUCUCUUGCAUGUUUUGUUACAAUUGAUAUUUCUAUUAUUGAUGAAAAUGAUAAUUUUCCACAAGCAUUUGUUACUUUUGUUAAUCCACUUAUAAAUAAUUCAAUUAUAUCGAUUGUUGAAAAUACUUCAAUCGGUGAAAUUUUAGCACAUAUAUCAAUAUCAGAUCAAGAUUCAGGUUUAAAUGGUAAAAUAUCAUAUAAAAUAGAACAAGGUGAAGAUUUAAUUGGAAUAAAAAUACAUGAUGAAAAAUCAUUUUUACUUAUUAUUAAUCGUUUAAUUGAUCGUGAAGAUGAAAAUAUAAAAUUAAAUAAAUUUAUUUUAAUUAUAUUUGAUUAUGGAAAACCAUCGAAAUUUAUACGAUUAGAAUAUGAAAUAAAUAUUAUUGAUUUAAAUGAUUCACCACCAAAAUUUAAUUCAUCAAUUAAUUGUAAUUUACAUUUAAAUCUUUUACAAAAUCGAUCUUUAGAUCAACCUUUAUUUCAAAUACAAGCAAUUGAUUUAGAUUUAGAUGAUAAUGGUCUUAUUUCUUAUUCUAUUCUUCCUCCAUUUGAAAAUUCAUUUAUAAUUAAUAAUCAAGGUGAAGUAUUUUAUUUUGAUAAUUUUAAUGAAUCUUCUUAUCAUCUUCAAAUAAUGGCAAUUGAUCAUGGAAAACCAAUUCGAUUAAAUUCAACUUAUAAUUGUCAUUUAUUUACUUCAAAAAAUCAUAUUCUUGAAUAUUUAAAUAAAUCUACAUCAUUAAUUAAUACUAUUAAAAUAUUUCAAUAUAAUUAUUUAUAUCUAUUUAUUAUUUUUUUAAUAUUUAUCUUUCUUUUAAUAAUAUAUUGUUCUUAUAAAUUAAUAUUUAAUCGUAAAAAAUAUUUUAAACAAAAUAAAACAUAUCAUUUAUAUGUUUCUAUUCCUCGAAAAUCAACAUAUAUUAAUAAUGAAAGUCUUUCUACUAAUAGUCAAAUAAGUGAUAAUCAAUCUGAUGAACAUGAAAGACUUGUUCAAUUAAAUAAUGAUAAAAAUUCAUUAUUAGAUCAUCAACAACGUUCUUCAAUAGUUCAAAAUAAUUCUCCAUCAUCAAUAUCUUCUAUUAUUAUUUCAAGAAAAUCUCCACAUGAAUUAAUAAAUCAAUCAAAACAAAAUAGUCGACCAGUAUCUUUAUCAAUUUCAACAACAACAACAUGUACAAGUACUGGAACAGAUUUAUCAUGUAAAUUAAAUAAUUCAAAUUCAACUGUUGUUCGUCUUGCAGAAGAAGAACAUAUUGAUAUUUAA
Messenger RNA from Rotaria sordida, 2211 nucleotides. NCBI's taxonomy places the organism in Eukaryota, Metazoa, Rotifera, Eurotatoria, Philodinida, Philodinidae. The record is from the annotation of a GenBank genome assembly.